Pseudocercospora fijiensis CIRAD86 is the source of this 1266-nucleotide messenger RNA. RefSeq lists its product as uncharacterized. The transcript has a single exon. The coding region runs from base 34 to 1035 and encodes 333 amino acids. Gene Ontology annotation, cellular component: cytoplasm; nucleus. The record is from RefSeq and is a predicted model, not a curated record. Gene Ontology annotation, biological process: inositol phosphate biosynthetic process; phosphatidylinositol phosphate biosynthetic process. Lineage: Eukaryota; Fungi; Ascomycota; Dothideomycetes; Mycosphaerellales; Mycosphaerellaceae. Gene Ontology annotation, molecular function: inositol hexakisphosphate kinase activity; inositol-1,4,5,6-tetrakisphosphate 3-kinase activity.
CUCACGCAGAAGGGAGAAGCACAUCAUAUCAUCAUGGCUUCCAACGCAGCGCCCAAGCUGGACUCAGCCAAGCUGAAAGCCUUCGAGCACGCCGCUGCAGGCCACGAUGGAGUCUUGUCCGACGAGUCCGGCGAACUGAUCAUCAAACCAUGCACCCAAGCCGAGAUCGCAUUCUACCAAGAAAGCCUACAACACCAUCCGAAAUUCUACGAAUUAAUGCCAACAUUCAUGGGCACGCUCUCGCUCGGCGCACCCGCCACCAUUCCAGCCGUCACAGCCGCAUCCGACGAAGCACUCACGCAAGACCAAAAAGACCAAAACCUCCUCCACGGCCAGAAAAUCGCCUCCGAGACCGCCAUCGUGCUCGAGAACCUCGAACACGGCUUCAAACGUGCCAACGUCAUGGAUCUCAAGCUUGGCGCCGUGCUGUACGAUCCGGAGCAGACGAAAGCCGAGAAAGCUUCGCGGCUCGACAAAGUGGCGGCGGAAACGACGAGUGGAUCUCUAAACUUCCGAAUCGCGGGCAUGAAAGUGUGGAAUGGAAAUUCUUUUGACAUUUACGAUAAAUUCUACGGGCGGAAGUUCAAUGCGGAGAAUGUGAAGGAUGGGUUUGCGACUUUUUUCAGUAGUCUUGGCGCCGGCGCCGUCAGGAAAGAGGAUGCGAGGGAACUUCUUGAGACGAUUUUGGCGGAGAUUACGAAGGCGAGACACAGUCUGGAGAGAUCGGAGUCCAGGAUGUAUAGUGCGAGUAUCCUGAUCGUGUAUGAGGGUGAUGCUGAUGCGUUGGAUACGCUGAUGGGUGGCGAUCCGAAAACUCCGAGGGUGGAUGAGCGCGCGCCGACGACUUUCGAAGUCAAGAAAUCUCAGGAGGAAGAAGAGGAGGAGGAGGAGUCCCUGCCUACGACGCAUGCGGUCAAAAUGAUUGAUUUCGCGCACGCUGCUUGGACGCCCGGUAAAGGUCCUGAUACGAAUGUUAUUACUGGAUUGAAGAACAUCGAGGAUCAGAUGGAUAUGCUCAUAGCGAGAUUCGACUAGUGGUCAGCUCGUACGGAUAUCAAAGACCUCUCUGGCGUGCCGCGAUCGAAGAGCUCAAAAUCGCGAAGUGGAGGGAGGCAGAUAAGAUCAUGAUCCUGAGUUCGAAAUCGCGCUCGCUUCAGGAUAUCGGCGUGGCAAUAUUUUUUGACUGCGCAACACAAACCCAUGGCCCCUAGAGAUACCCCAGAGCCUAGAGUAAUACAGUAGCAGCCUAGAAUUCCAACCAGAUGC